Molecule: messenger RNA, 7548 nt
Organism: Anopheles arabiensis
Lineage: Eukaryota; Metazoa; Arthropoda; Insecta; Diptera; Culicidae
Product: serine-rich adhesin for platelets-like
Exons: 5
Coding region: 472-4398 (1308 amino acids)
Biological process (GO): DNA damage checkpoint signaling; positive regulation of transcription by RNA polymerase II
Cellular component (GO): nucleus
Molecular function (GO): histone binding
Source: RefSeq, a predicted model, not a curated record
ACCCGCCUCAUUCACACACAAGCACGGAACCACGCGCGCGCACGUUUACCGGUAGCACUUUUUCGUGACAAUAGAGUACGCUUCCAGGAACAGAUUAGUGUGCGAUUAUUCGUGGCGGCAUACCCCGAGUGCGGUCCGAAAGUGUGUGCAGCGAAGUGGAGCGCAAUAGUGCACGGUAGUUCAGUAGUUGGUGGAAAAAGUGUAGCCAAGCGUUCGGAAACAGUACAAAUCCGGCACUGCUGUGUGUAUGUGAGUGUGUGUGCACGCAGUGAUUGAAGCAAAGAACGGGUAAAACGACGCGCCGGGUGUGUUGAAGCGACGCGUGGUGUGGUAGGAGCUACCCGGGAAAGGGAGGAAGGAUAAAGAAGCGGUUUCUGCGCUAGCGUGUUUGUGUGCGUGUAUGCUCCCGGUGCGUGCGUCCGUGGGUUCACGUGUGUUGCAAACAUCCCAGCAGCCAGCCCGGAAACAAACAUGGAUCUCGGCGGUACGACGAAGACGGCGACGGCGGCCACUCCGGAGUCCACGGUUGUAGUGGAAAAGUCCUGCCCCGUAGCGGAAGUCGCUGAAAAGCCUGCAGCAGCAUCUGGCAAAAAUGGUUCGCUUCCAGACUCGAGCGCAGAUUCAGUGAAAGAUUCAGCUUGUGCUGCUGACUCCUCGCCCGGAAAGACAAACGAAGCGCCCAAGGAGCUGCUGACACCACCAACGCCGCCCAAGAAAGCGUCAGACGAUGCUGAUGCCGUCGCAAAGGCGGGAGAAACGAACAGCAUAGCGGACGCCACAAAAAGUCCCGCAAAACAGCCCGCCGUGCCAAAGUCGACGGAUAGUGGUGGACCUGUCAAGACUGCCGUUGGCCCGCCACCAUGUGCCGACCAGAUGGACGAUAACGAAGAUGACGAACUGCUGAAGCGCAUGGAAGCGAUUGAGAAGGGAGUGGAUUUGGACGCGGUAAAGGAAGCGGCACACCAGAAUGGUAUGCCAGAGAAACGGAUGGAAGUGUCCCAACCGCAACGGGAUGCCGGGAAGGUGAACGAUAGUGCCAAACCGGCCGCCGCAUCGUCCUCUGAGGUAUCUUCGGCUGCCCAGCCGAGCGCACUAAAGAUGGAUGCAGCUGACAGCGCUGUUGCGGCCGAUCCCGUUUCAAAAGUGGCGGAAACGGUCAGUCCGAAUACUAAACGGAAGCUUGCGCCGGGUGAAGAGGCCGCCGGCAAUGAGCCGCAAAUGAAAAAAGUGCACGUUGUGGCCGAUGCGACCGAUGGACCAGAGCCGAGUGUUGCCAAGCCAAGCGUGGAAAGACAAGACGCUCCCGCCAAGCAGCCGAGCGAAAUGUCCACCGAACCGCCAGGACCGUCGGAACCGAACGAGAAGCCACCGUCGGUCGAACAGAUGGAGGUGGAUGAAGCUUCCUCCUCCCCGAAAGAUGUGGAACUGUUGCCCGACACCGAACCGAACACUGAGUCCGAUGCGAUGGACGAAAAGUCGGAAGAAAUCAGCUCGUCGGUAGCGGAAGAGCCCGUGCGCCAGGAGGGCGAUUCCACCGCAAACAAAAACAAAGCAGAACACUCGAACGUGUCCAGCUCGGACGAUAAGGGCGCGGGUGGUGCGACGACCACGACGACGACGACUAGCGAAACUCCAAAACCGGCGGAGAGCAGCGAAGUUUCCGCCUCCGUUCUGCCGACGCCUUCGGGCGAUGAAGCCAUGGAGGUCGAUGAGGACGAAAACGACAUAGCGGAGAGCAGCACGUCCGCCGAUCCGUCUGCUACGGACGCAGUGCCGGUAGCGGAGCCACCGUGUGUCAAAAAGGUCGCGUACCUGUGUGGCGAAGACGAGGAACCGAAGGAGUCCGGUGUCGAUGGGAAGGAUUGUGUGGUUUCGACCGAGAAGCCAACAGCUGCCGCCUCGGCCGCAACAUCCUCGACGCUAGCCGCUUCUACUUCCGGAGCAGCGGCACCGAUGGAGGUGGUGGAUUCGGGAGCGAAAGCAUCAUCCAGCAGUGUUGCAGACGCUAAACCAGCCACUAAACCAGUCACCGACGUCGAGGAGGAUGUAGUGGACAGUAGCAACGUUGCCACCACGGUCACGGAGGAGGAGGAAAAGGUAGUGGUGAAGCGCACAGAAACGCCCACUACUGCAUCAGUGAAGCUGCCGGAAGACAGUGUGGUCGGUAGCUCGCAACCCUCGUCCAGCAGCGAUACGAAGAAACCGGCUUCAACGGAAAAGCGUUUGGACGAGCAGCUGCUGCGUGAAGCGGUUCACCGAAGCGGCUUGAUGGCGGCAAAGGCUACUAGCACGCCGAACCACAGCACUUCGGCAGCUGUCGUCACACCGUCGUCCUCCAAUCCCGCGACCCCGACACAGAAAACGCUGAACCCAGUAACGACAUCCGCCGUCAGUUCGUCGAACGUCUACAGCUCCACGCCGAUUCAUCCUUCGUUCGGGAAGGUAAGCUCGGGCAAUGUGAGCAAAAUCACGAACCCACCAUCGUCGGUCGAAACCAGCAGAAUAGAGGCGGACGAUACUACGACCACGACCACCACCACCUCCUCUUCCUCCCCAUCCGCCGCCGCCACCAGCCGUAACGAGCAGUCGGUAUCGCUGGCGGAGACAGAAACGACGGAAGACAAGAAAGCGGGCGAUUUGACGUCCUCGACGAAAAGUUUGCCUUCCACCACAGAAACAGCAACGACGGGAACAUCGGAUUCAUCGGCGAAGAGCACCAAGAAGGAGCUGCGGCACGAAGACUCCGGCAGCAGUUCCAAGGCUAGCCAGAAAACGGUUAGCGACGUAUCGGAAGUGGACUCAUGCACAGCAGCCUCGGGUAUGAACAGUACGGAAGAAAUCAGCCUGUACGUGAGCAACGCCGGCAAGGUGAAUGGCAUCUCCUCGACCUCAGAAGGCUCGGAUGUGGAUGGUAAGACCGACAUGACCAAAUCAUCGCUCGUGUCCAUCAAGCGGGAGGACGACAGUAAAGCAAGCGUCAGUGCACUGCAGCUGGAUCUGUCCCGUGCCAUAUCGCCCACGACCUCUGUCCAGCAGCAGUACGAAGUGAGCGUAUGGUACGAGGGAAAGGAGCUGCAGUUCAUGUCCGUGGAACGAAUCCACGGCGGCGAGCGGGCAGCCGAUCCGUCAGUAACCGCCGAGACGGUGGCGCACGAUGCGUCCAAUAUCGAUUCCUCUUCAAAGCAAUCCUCGACUACUACCACCAACGGUAGUGUCAGCAGUAUAGGGCCGUUCACGCUGCCGGGAGCGCAGGCGGGGGCUGCUGCGGCGACCAACGUUGGUCAAUCGUCCGACAGUUCCUCGUCGUCGUCUGUUGCCACCGUAACCGGCGGUGCGGCAAAGUCGUCCCACUCCCUCACGGUGCCGCAGAUGAAGCAAACCGUAAUGGGGCCGAAGGCGCUCUGCGAUUUGAUGAUUGACGAGUUCAAGAAGCUGCGGCGAACGUUUGCGCCGGACGAGGAUGUCAGUGAUAAUGAGGAAAGUGCGCACGGUCUGCUGAAGACUCCGAAAACGCCCGCCGUCGGGGGACGAGGCCGCAAAGAAAGUGCAAAGAAGAGUGCUUCCCGUGGUCAGAAGCGUUCGAAGGCGGCCGACAGCGACGACGAUGAGGAUGACGAUGAUGUGCGCACUCCCCGUGCGUCCGGUUCGAAGCAACCGGCAAAGCGCGCGAAGGGCACCGGUGGGCUGGCCGCUUCCUCGAACGAAUCUCCCGUCGCCAGCUCGUCCAGCACGACGCCCAAGUCCAAAUCGGUGCACCAGGAGCCGAAGCAGUUCGACAUCUGCUGCUUGGCCCGGUGGACCGAUCGCAAGUACUACGCCGGCCGGGUGACAAACUACCGCGAGGACAAUAAGUACGUGGUGGUGUUCGAAGAUGGCUGCUCCAAGACGCUGUCCCGGGACAUUAUCGUGUUCGGGGAGGACGGUGUGCUGCCGAUAAAGCACCACUCCAUACACGCGCUGACCGGCGGUGACACGUACGAGCCCGCCAUCGUGGAGGAGAUCAAGCGCAACGAUGCCAAUGAGGUCGUAUACGGUGUGCGAACGGCAUCCAGCACGCUGGAGGUGACGGCCACCGACAUCUACCUGACCGACGAGCAGGCCAAGUGGAUCCACAACGCCUGCAAGGACAAACCGGACCCGAUUCAGAUGCUACGUGCGCAAGCCGCCGGUACGGGCGGCAGUGCCGCAGGCGAGGACGCAACCGGUGGCAACGCAGGGAACGCACCGGAAGGAAACGCAGCCGCGUCCGAGCUGACGGCAGAGUCGGGCGACAAAGGUGCACGUUCCACGCGCAGCAAGCGGGGUGCGAACGAUAAGUCGAUGACACCUGCCACACCGGAAGCGGGCUACUCGGGCGGUGUUGGUAAAAAGGGACGCCGAGGACGAAGGCUUUCAUAAGCGUGUUCUGACAACAAAAUGCGCCCUUCUGUCCAAUCACCGUUCUACACUUUUCAUACAUUUCUCUGUCCUUCCUACCACAAACACACUGAUACUAAAUAGCAUAGCAAUAGUAUACUUACCAACACCACCUCCCAACCAACCACUUCCCCCACUACUAAAACUACCACUAAAAUACUCACCAAAAACUUCAGAAUUCCAUCAACGGAGGGACGGAAUCUUCCGACAUUUUUAAAGCAAUGACGACUGUGGAACGCAAACGAAGCAUACGUGUAGUUCGUAUAUCCCUUUUUCCUUUUGAACCCGGAACGAUGUAUUUUAGUAUAUCAUGAUGUGUGGUGGCCCUGAGGAAAUUUGGGACGCGGAGUGAAAAGGAAUGCUAUUUUGUUUUUCAAUCUUGAAUCAUCAUUAUGAGAGCGUUCUCUCUUGCGCUUGCAAACUGGACACACACCUUCUGUUUCCUGUUCAUACAAACACACACACACUCACACUACUGAUGUGGACCGAUGGAUCCUCGUUCCAUGUGCGUCAUCUUUCCCUCGCGUAGCCCUCCCCGGUUACCACCAGCACAGAACCGUGGGAGAGAGGCAUUUGGUGCUUCUGAGAAGCUAACAGUUAGAACCUCACGCACGAUAUUCGACCUACAGAGAAGCAUCAUUACACACAAAUCAAAUUGUUUGGCAUUCCUAAUCCACUCGACAGCACGACAGCAACGUCUUGGGGCGGAAGUUUACAGCAGACAGUUGAGUAGAAAAAGAGCAAGAGAGAGUGAAAAUGGUGGGUACGAGGCGCACAAGUGCUUGUGCCCUGGCAUGCUUUAGAAUUAUAAGCUUUCCCCAUGCAAAGUUUUGAUUAGCAGCACAUUAGUAGAGCAGCGACAAAGUAAAUGAGCAAAGAAAGAGGGAGAGACAGAGAGACAGAGGCGCAAUCGCGCACAGAAAGAAGGUAAUGUUUUAUGAUUAAGGGGAAGUAGGUGUGUAAGUUAGAGUAGUAAAAUGCAGAUAGCGAUUAGUGUGUAUCGUCGGUGUGCCACAUCAUCCACAAGCUACCUUUAAUCAGUAAUAGCCGUAACAGCAGCAGCAGCAUGUCUGAGAACGUGCGGAACAAUGCUAAAAUGCCCCAUAAUCGCGCAAAUUUCGAAACUAUAUCUACACAGUGCUGUGUAUUUUAAUCAAUCUCGCCAUUAGCUAUUCGGUGUCCACACAUUUUGAUGCUGCAUGUCCUUCCAUGCGCGCGCGCGUCUCUUACAGUUUGAUUUACCCCUUGCGCGCAGAGUUUGUCCUGUAGGCGUAAAAGUGUUGAACUCUCAGAUGCUGCUAUUUUGUAGCGCAAAGGAGUAGGGCGUAGUUUAACAUCGGGAACAUCAUCCUGCAAAGAUAAAUGUUGAAUUAGAGGAGAGGAAAAAUAGUUGCAUUAUAUUUCACUGGUGUCUAAAGCGGUGCAACCUGCAAUAAAAACAAGUCAGUUAGUAGAGAAUGCAAUCGAGUAUUGUAGUGGGAUUUGGUGCUCACUACUGCUACCACCACUACAACUACUACUACUACUACUGCAGCAGCAAGAGGCAAUUGCCCACAUUUUAAAGUGAAGCAGAAAGGGGAAGACUGUAUCUUUUAAUCUCUGUUUGGUUCUUACUAAAUGCCGUACUUUAAAAACAGACAGUACUAUAUAUAGGAGGAUAGGAUGGAAUGAUCGUUACUAGUAACGUACGUUUUUGCUGAUAUACAUAGGCAUCUGAUUUUUGCGCCUCUCCAGUAAUUGGACAACCCCCUCUCCCCCUACCUACUAGUAACGGUAACGAAAAUGUAUUAUGUGUUUCUUCCAUGAAUGUAAUGACUUUUAACCGGGACAUUACUCCAACGCUAGUUUGAUAUAUAUGCGAGGACAUUAAACCCUAGAGUAUCUAGUAAAUAGCAAACAAAACAAAACAAAAAACUAUCAGGCGGACUAAUUUGGCGUAUAAUAUAGAUAUAUACGACUAUAUACGUAUACACAGACACACCUACACCUAUGAAUUUGAUGUAAAAUAAAAGAUUGGAAUAAAAUGUUCUUGUGGCAAGAUAAAAAUAUGGUAAACACGGAGCAAGAGACAAUGAUGAAUGAUCAUCUCAUCCCUUAGGUUUUGCACACAACAGACAACUCAUUAAUUUUGAUACCGUACAGACACAGGCACAGCACCAAAAUAUAAUCCCGUUUUUUUGUCUUGAUCAUCCCUUCUUGGGUGCAUCAUGCCUAAGGAGGAGUGAUCACGGUGCGGUGCAAAACGACAAGAGAUGGACGAAAGUGCAGGAAGAAAGGAUUGAACCUUCCUCUUCUACACACCUCUAUAUCAAACAUUAUGUAAAAACUCACCGGCCCUCGUAAGCAGACUUACACAGAUGUCUGCGGCCAAGCCUCUGUUUUUGCAAUGGAAAUAUCAGAACUAGUUCAUAUGUUAGAAAAUCAUACAGGCGCGCACAAACGCAUAUACAAAUUUAGCGACACGUUUUAGCGAUGAAGAUACAACUAUAAUAAACCACACGAUCCCUUAAAGUAAAGCAUAAAACAAUGGUUCCACGUGAGAAGAAGAGCGCAAACUGUACGCGUGUUGAAUGGCCGGCUAAUCGAAUAAUGCACAUUGAUUCAAAUGAGAAUAAGCAAGGUUUGGAAGAAGUGUGUCUGGUAGUGUAUUAGAGAAAAGGAAGGGGAUAACCGAUAGUGAACACCGAUUUAAAGAGAACAGAGGGAACACGAACCCCCCGAACAUGGAUAAAGAGAAUUGUUCCCACAAACACACAGCCACCCUGCCAUGGGCCGAACAGCCGUGUGAAUGCUGCAACAUUCCGCCGUUGACGUAGAGGAGGAGGAGGUGGUGGUGCAUCGCCUACAGCGUGCCGGAUUGAUGAGAGCUUCAUCCAACCAGCCAAGCAAGCCCCAGCCGUCAACAAGUCGUCGUCAUCCCAGCUUCCAUCGCAUUCGGCAUCACGUCGCGUUCUGACAAUCCGCAACUCGCGGUGCGUAUGAAGAUGCGCAGCGUUGUGUGCAUUGUGCGCCAGAUAUCGAAACACACACACACACGAACUCUGCUGCUCUAGGCUGCCAACUCGCAAAGGUUCUCUAUUAAAACCCGGUUCAAUAAACAAACCACCCAGACAAAAACGGAUGAGAACAAUA